UGCACAGUCGACAUUGACGUGUAUUGUGAGUGAGAGACAUGCAGGCAGUAGGCAUCAAUGACAGACACCCCAGCACAUAAACAGUCGACUCUCAGCCUGUUGGAUGUUCGAGGCUCCAGGCAGCGGACAGCCGGCGGUUUGUGAUCCGAGCUGAGGAUGCGGGAGCAGGUGUGGGCCUCCUGGUUCUCCUGGUGCUUUCUACUCUUCAUCAACGCGCACUCAUCAUCAUCAUCAUCUGUGUCCGCCGCCAGAGAGCUGCGGCCGUGCGAUGAGGUGAGCGCUUAUAGGACAGAUAUGUUAUUUCCAUUUGAUCUGAUGCUACUUCAAUGCUGAGUGAUAUUUAGAGACUGUGUUUUCUAAUCGGGUAAUUACAUGCAUUUUAAUCUCAUUGCUCUUUUGUAGAAAUUGGCAUUGUUUAUCAAAGCGAUUAUCAAGUCAAGAAAAUGGCCAUGCGCGCAGAAAUAACCCCCCAGAUGAUGCUCAAAAAUGCUUCAUUGGAGCUCAUUUUAAAAAACCCCAAACCGCAGAUUCCUUUUAAGCUUUUCUAAUGUAUCCACGCGAGAACACAAGGUUCUCUUGACACCACUGAUCGGCUUAAAAUGCGGUUCAUGUUGACUAUAAACACCCUCCAUAACGAGAUGACGCUGUCUGCUGGCCUCCAUCCCUCCUCCACAGCAGCCACCUGCCGGCCAACAGGGCUAGGAUGACCCGCUGUGGAGGAUGAGAUGCUGGGAAGACUACUAUGUAUGGUGGCCGAGAACCGCCACUGUUGCAAAUAAAAAAAGAAUGCAAAAAAAGAAGUCACAAUGGAAGUCACCAGUGCAAAAAAAAAGAAAAGAAAAAAAUGAAGCCCGCUGCAAAUAAAAAAAGAAAUGGUGCGGAUAAAAAAAAAAAAAAAAAGCCACACGGAAGUUAAUGACACAAAAAAGUGGAGUUGCAAAAAAAAAAGUAACUUAAAAAGCUGAUCGUAAAACACUGGUGCAUCAUCAUUAUUGGUCCCCAGAAGCUCACUUCCAUUGGGGCUUUUUUAUUUGCAUCCUUUUAUUUUCGCAGUAAGUGAAAUUUUUUUUUGCAUCGCCAGUUUUUUUUUGCAUCGUUAACUUCUGUCGUGGCUUGUUUUAUUUCUUUAUCUGCACCGUUUCUUUUUUAUUUUAUUUGCAUCAAUAACUUCCAUUGUGACUUCUUUUUUUUAUUUGCAGCAGUGGCCAUUCUUGGCCACCGUAACUAUAAAAAAUAAAUAAAUAAAUAAAAAACAACAUUUAAAUUUAUCAUUAAAGGAUUAAAGUUUUUACAUUUACAAACAGGCCAUACUGAAUGCUACAUUCGAUUGUCAAAAGUCAGCAAGGACAAAAUAAGCAAAGAUACUUUAAUCUAAAAGGGGCACAAAUUUUGAUGCAGACGAAAAGUCCCUGACAGGAGCUUAAACUAUCAAAUUAACAAACACAAUACCAGAGUAAAAGCAAACAAAUCCUUGCUGAAAAGUGGAUUAAAAGUAUGAAGUUGCAGAGAAUGGAUCAUGGGGGUAAGUCGAGUGCAAAAAAUCUUUGAACAGCAUGUCCAAAGUCUGGAUUAUCAAAAAGUGUUUUUGUAUUUUACCCCCACCAGAUCUUAAAAUUCGAUGCUCUGCUAGUAAACUUUAAGGAAAAUAUUUGCACUCUAUCUUUGCGAUUUUAAGACAGAUGUCUAUCUGACUACACCCCUGGUCAGCUGCAUCCUGCUGCUGUCAAAUUAAGUGGGUGGUGUAUUGAACAGUGUAUUGUAAAUGUGACUUUUAGCAAUAAAACAAAUAGGCGUGUUUUCUUCAGUCCUGCACUUUCCUGAUUUAAAGGAUGGCUCAUCAUGGUGUUGAAUCCUAACCCCCAUCCCCUGUCUCUUUUCUUCUCAUCAGUCUCUAUGACAACAAGCGUGAGUCACCCUAGAGACCAGUGAAACACAUUAGCUCAUGUCUUUUUUUUUAUCAGUUACCUUUUAGAACUGUCAACACUCCAGCCCUGUUAUUUGUCCAUUUGCACAGAAAGAGUCAGCAGGCGACUCCCUGUGCAGGUGGCCAUGUUUACAUGUUAAUGAAGACGUCGACUUCUCUCAUGGCAAUCCACAAUUUAUGUGUUUGUUUGUUGGGGGAGGACAGCAUGAAUGGGCAGGUUUUAUUAUAGCAGAGAAGUGAUUCGUAAUUUGAUAGGAAAAGCUUAUCUUUACCACACAUACACUCUGAAUGUGAAACCAUCUCUCUUUGUCUCUGAUUGAUGCCACCCCACACAGACAAACCAGGACACUUUAUGUGAUUUUUCCUAUUUAAUUAGCUGCCGCUGAGCCAGGUGCCUGACACUGACAAUUGGUCUGUCCAGCUGAACAGCAGGUUAGGGGGAGGAGAUGAAGAUCUACGAGAGAGAGAGAGAGAGAGAGAGGUUUUGAAGUCCUUGGACAAUGCUUUGAAAGAACAGAGCGUGUAAUCAUUAUUGUUUUCCUAAAAAAUACAGUAGGUUUUGUUUGGAUUAAGGGCUGAGAAAAAGAAGACAGUGCAAAACAUAAACAGCUGCUUUCUUCCUGCGUCAUUCUGUAUCAUCAUUUUACAUACAAUAUUAAAGUUAGGUCAACAAAAUCAAACUGAUAUUUUUUAUGUGUAUGCAAUAAUGAAUUCAUGAGUAUAAGGUCACAACCAAAAGCCCUCGGAAAGAAGCGAUUGUACACAUGACCUGCUGUCGUGCUCUUAAUGGACCAUUAGUGUUCCAGUGGUCGGUUGCCGUGGUGAUCAGGGUCACUGCCAAUGUUCCUUUUAUGCACGCAUAGGCUUGUUGUCAUAUGUCCUCUGCUACAUGAUUGCAACAAGUCAUGUGUGUUCAGUGCUCUGUGUGAUUUUAAAAAGGAGCUUUGUGAGUGGAGUAUAAAUGUAAUUUGCUUUUAUAAUGAAUAUUAACUGAAAUGUUAUGCAAGUUUACGAUACACAAUGUGAGUCAAAUGCUUAUAUAAGAAUGCUAAUACUCUACUAAUGACUAACCUACAUGCCGGUAUAAGCAAGUAGCAUAUUAAACAAAUGAGACAAAUGAUGUUUACUAGCUUUUUUUUUCCUGUAAAUGCUGCUUUGGUGUUAGCUGUCAGACAUGGCAACUAACAGCACUCAAGGCAAAUAGCAUUAAUAGGUAAAAUCUUUGGCUUAUGAAAAACACGGACCACACACGUGCAGGACAAAAUAAGCACAAAAAAAACAAGACAUAUCCUGGUCCAUAGGGGGUGCCAAAACCAACACAAACAAGUAGUUACUUACAAGAGCUUUAACUUGCCUGAAACAAAGAGUAGGCUAACAGAAAAAUAGUUGGAUUAGUAUAAAAGUAAGUAAGUAAGUCUAAAAGUGUUGCAUGGUUGGAAACCCUGACCUGAUGACAGUGCCAGAAAAAAAGUAAAGUGAUCGCCAAAAUCAGCAGACUACAUAAUAUACACCUGCUGCAAUAUCAGAAUGACUCCAGUGAUUGACUUACUUUGAAAUCAAUAUAGUGGUCCUGCAAGCUCAGCCAAACCCAAAUGGGAUGACUUAUUGAUCUGUAAAUCUGUGUGUGUCUCUGCAGACAGACUACUACUUCCAGUACACAGAGUGUGACAGCACAGGGUCUCGAUGGAGAGUCGCUAUCCCUCUCAACCCAGGCUCCUGCUCAGGCCUCCCUCCUCCGACCAGAGGAACAGACUGCUGUAAGUGCAGCCGUUAUAUUCAUGUGUGUAUCCUCACGUUUUGAGAUGUUUUGACUCUGUUUUCUCCCCGUGUCACAGCUUUCUCCUGUCCGGCUGGGAUGUAUCUAGAGAUGACCACACAGCAGUGCACGCCAUGUGCCGCAGGCUCCUAUUCUCUGGGGAGUGGCCUACGAUUUGACCAAUGGGACGCCAUCCCUGCAGGCUUCACGAGCAUGGCCAGUUUUUUAGAUGCUGGUCCAAAUGGUGAAGAUAUUCAGGCUUGUAACAGGUGACACAAACAAUCACAGACAACAUCAUCCCCAGAGACACAAUCCACGCUAUUCACAGAUAUAACUCUUUAUUUACCCUUUUGUUUUUACUGAUUGUGUUUUCUUCGUGCUACAGCUCCUCCUGGACGCCACAAGGUGUAUACCUGGAAUCAAACCGUGAUGAGUGCACUGUGUCUUUAGUUUACGCCGUCCAUCUGGAGAAACAAGGAUCCGUCUCCUUCACCUACCAGUAUCCAGACAACAACAUCUUCUUUGAGUUUUAUGUAAGCACCACAAAUUUCUUGUUGUAGCAUGAUUUAUUUCAUUAUAUUUAAAGCCAAUACAAUGAGCUAACAUUAUAAUAUGUUGGAGCUGGGAAUGACGCCACAUUCGAUUUUACUGCUUCAAAAUUCUAGGCACAAACAACAUACUUCUAGUUUGAAAGCACCAUAACAACAUGUCUUCAGAUGAAACCUGCACAAUGCUAUUGGAGUGGCUGACUGAAUUACGACCAACCAUCUUAGAUUUUUAGCUCAGGGUGCCUCAAAAGUUGCUUGGAGUUUCCAAGUUGGGAAAUCCAACUUAAGGGUGUAUACUGAGGGAUGUGUUCAAAUGGGAUUCACCAAGACAUAGCUUCGGUUCAUUUGACGCAGUUUGAAGGUAUCGCCUCUUCACGUUGGCCCAAAUUACCACAGCUCUUAUCCAGAACACCUUGCCUACCACAAAUCUGGUUACACUCUUGUUUGCUGUAAUUGCAACUUAGCUUGUUCAGGUUGAACUUGAAUCAGUGAAUUGUUCUUUUGUUCAGGUCCAAAACGAGCAGUGUCAGGAAAUGGCCCAGACUGAUGAGCAGAAAUGGAUUAAAGUCACUAACAAUGGAGAAUGGGGCACACACACAGUAAGUGGCAGGCUCCUUUUGUGUAACUAAAGACAGAUUUAAUACAUGUAAGUACUUAAUCAUGAGUGUCUCCUUUUUGUUUGUUUGUUUUUAAGGUGAAUCUGAAAUCUGGUACGAACAUCCUUUACUGGAGAACCACUGGCAUCCUGGUGGGAGGGAAGAUGUUUAAACCUGUGCUGCUCAAGAACAUCCAAAUAGAAGGUGAAACAAAGACUCGAACAUACAAAACUGAACAUUUCCAACAGAUACAAUAAGUAAUGAAAAACUCUAAAGAUCACCUUAUGCGUGUUUUUGUGUUUCACUGUUUGUUUACAUCGCACAGGUGUUGCCUACACAUCAGAGUGUUUCCCGUGUCGGCCUGGCUGGUUCAGCCCGACCCCUGGCUCCUCAUCCUGUCAGCCCUGUCCCAGCAACACCUUCUCCAUAAAGGAUGCAUCAUUCUGUUCACCCUGCCCUGAACACCAUUACUCCCGUAUGUAUGAUUUCCUCCGUUACUUUAAAAGAUGUGAUGUUUUGCUUGCUUUCUCUCCAGAAUAGCUGUCAGAUCAGCAAAUACAAAUCUAAAAAAUAUCUGCUAUGAUUAUCCUGACUUCCUGUCGAUACUACUCCAGUUUGUAAUGUAAUGUAAAUAGUUAUCACAAAUAUGACUGACAUGUUAUCCUUGGUUUUGGCUAUUAUAAGAAUUAAGGCAACUUCAUUAUAUUGGGAUCUACUUGGAGAUGAAUCCACCUUUCUCUUUCUGGUUUGCACACGUUUCUGUCUAUCACAGCAUAAUGGAUCAUAACGUCUUUGACUCUUCUGUUUCUGACUCUCUUCUCUCUCAGAGGAAGGAUGGGCAGAGUGUAAGCCGAGGCCACCGUGCUCAGAGAGGGAUUACUUUCAGAUCCACACGGCCUGUGACAGCGAAGGAAAGGUCAGCAGCACAUGCUCACACAAUUAUCAACAAACACAUCCCAUUGCUAACAUGGUGUAUAUUAGAGGAAAACAUGCACAUUUUGAGUUUUAAGUUAGUUUUGGAUGAGUUGUUAGGCUUACAAAGAAUUUUUUUUUAUACCCAUUCAAACAACUUAUCAGCUUGAGUCUAGAAAACCAGGACUCGAGCUGGAUUCAAGUCUGAAGAAACUCAUUUUAUCCUGGUUCUUAUUCAGGUGAUGAAAAAGAUCACAUGCAAUUAUUGCUUCAGCCUGUAGCUUGUCCAUAAAUGCAUCGUCUGUAGCUUUUUCUACAUUCAUUUUUUAAUAGAUUAUUUAUCAUGCAGACCUGUUUCAGCUCUGUCAGCUCAUUGAAUUUGAAACCAGAGAAGUCACACAAUGUGAUGAAAGGGAAAACCAUGAACAGCUUUGUGUGCACUUUACAUGUCAUCUAAUCCAAGGGAAGCUUUCACUGUGUUCGUCCAUGACCUUGGCCUGUUAUGGAGGCUUGUUUCCAAAGAUGUUGAAUGAGAUUGAAAAAUAGAGAUUUACCCCUUUUUAUCAGUAGAUUUCUUUUGUUUUUUAAACUACAUUUAAAGUAGACUCCUUGGUUUCAGACUCAGGUGUUGUAUCGAUGGGUGGAGCCAAAAAUCUGUGUGGAGAACAUCACAGGAGCGGUGGAGCUGCCAGCGACAGGGCAGAGAGAGCCAUGUCCUCCCUGCAACCCCGGCUACUACAACAGCAAUGACUCCACCUGUCUGCCCUGCCCACCUGGAACCCACUCAGAUGGCACCUAUGGUAAACCUGACCACACCUCUGCACACCUGUGUUGAUAUAAAACAAACCUGUUCAAUCUAGAGUUAAUCAUGAAAGUUAUACAAACACUUUUUUGUGUCUUUUUACUCUUCAAAAUACUCUCUUCAAAGUUCUGAACUUAAUAUAAAACUCUCUCAUAAUAUAAAGUUAUUUCUAUCGGCUUUAUCUGCCUUUUUGAAUGAGACGGAUAAAAGAGACAGGACCCAGCAGGAUAAGCCGCUCCUGAAAUCUCGGCCCUUCUGCAAACAUUUUCUUUUAUCUGAGAAGUAAACAUCAUUAUAAGCAUCUAAAUGAAGCUUUUGUGUGUGCUUGUGUGUGUGUUUUGUACCAGUGUGCACUCAGUGUCCUGCAGGUUCAGAGCCGGUGUUGGGUUACGAGUACAAAUGGUGGAACGUGCUGCCCUCCAACAUGAAGACGUCCUGUUUCAACGUGGGCAACUCCAACUGUGACGACAUGAACGGUGAGAAUGAUGAACUCAAAGUGAUACGAGGAAAAUAAAUCACUGUUCAUUGAACAAACUUUUUGUGGUAGAUUGCAAAUUUUCUUCAUGAAACCCACCAAAGAAGUAAACAACCACCAACAAUAUUUAACAAUAUUUAUUUAGCUCAGAUUUCGUCAUGUAAUACAAUGAUUUCAGUUGAUAUGACUAAUGUUUUCUGUCCAGCUGAAACCCUCUUUCAUAGUCGCCCACAUGUAGCUUUCACGAUCUGUCAGUCAAAGUCAGUGUGGUGUAACAUUAGUGCUUGAUUUGCUCUAUUCCUCAGGGUGGGAAGUAGCAGGAGACCACAUUCGCAGUGGAGCAGGAAGUUCUGAUAACGACUAUCUCAUCCUCAGCCUGCAUGUACCCGGCUUCAAGUAAGUAUCUGAUACAGAUGAUGUUUCAUAUGUAGUUACAACAACUACAUGUCUUUUCUUUUCUUUUCAUGACAGAGUUCCAGCUUCACUCUCAGGGAUGACUGGCAGUGAGUUUGGCCAGAUAACCUUCGUGUUUGAGACCAUCUGCUCGGCCGACUGUGAGCUCUACUUCAUGACGGUGUGUGCUCAGUGUCUAUGUGUGUGAUCUCGUGUUUGAAGCAGAAGGUGGUAAUUAGGUGGCACAUUUUUAGAGCAGCCCAGAAUAGCAACAUUUGUCCCCAGAGGUGGUCCACUUGAUAAAAAGAUAAUGAUAGCAUGUUGCAGUUCAGUUACAUCUCUUUUCUUUUUUGCUUUGUCUCUGCAGGAUGUGAACAGGAAGAGCACCACGGUGGUGGAGUCCUGGGAAGGCAGUAAAGGGAAGCAGACGUACUCUCACAGCAUGACCAGGAACGCUUCAGUCACUUAUACAUGGGCCUUCCAGAGGACCAAUCACGCUCUGGAUGUGAGUGAAACCACAGGAUGCCCUAUUACAUGAAACAAUGAUCAGAUUUUUAGCUGUAGAAUCUAAAUACAGGAUCGGUCCAAACUAAAAUAGGACUAUCAGAAGGACUGUGAAUUAAUUUUGCACUAAUGUUCAUGUUCCACAAAUUAUUUUAGGAUUUAUCAAUUGAGAUGAAAGCUCUAGUGGGAAGUUUUUGAUUAGUUAUGAAACAUACUGAAAUGAGCAGUGCUUAAUCUCUAAGAUGUACAAAAUGAGACAUCAAAAAUGAGACUGAUGAUAAGUAUAAUUUGAAUGCCUGUGUCUGCUGUAAGGGGGUAGGUACCUUGAAGAAUCAGUCUCUCUUACAUUUCCCCUCUGCAAAUGUUCACUGUGAGUAAAAAAUUCCACAGUAAAAAAAUAACUGGAGAUUUUUUUGUCAAUUAGAACGAUUCCUGAGGACACAGUUAAAUUAGCAACUACUUGAAGGUUACCACUUUGUCCUCAGGGGGCACCAAAGACAGGGCUGACAGAAAGUUCCUCACAGGAGCUUUAAGAGUUUGAUAAGGAUUUUCAAAUCGUCUGAUCAAAUUGAAUAAAUAUCUGUACCUUAGCAUGUUUUAAAGUUUACCCUGUGUUUGUGUAGGUUCGUCGUUAUGUGAGCGACGUGGUGAAGCUGUACUCCAUCACUGUCACGAACGUCCUGGACGGUGUGGCCUCAUCAUGUCGGGCCUGCGCUCUGAUACCUCAGAACUCCCAGCAGCCUGGCUCCUCCUGCGUCCCCUGCCCUGCCGGUUUUUACAUCGACAGAGAAACCAACCGCUGCCAGGAGUGUCCCCCAAAUACACACCUAGCUGGACGACACACCUACGGCCAGGACGCAUGUGUCGCCUGUGGACCUGGAAGUAUCAGUAACAAGGUAGAGGACUGAAAACACUGUAUUUGUGAGCACAGCUAAUGAGAAUCUGGUCAAGAAAAUACCAUAAUGUGAGCAGAUGUUGAAGAAAAAAAAUAAGUCCAUAGUUCUGCCUAUCUUGGUGGUUGUAUGUGUUGUAAUUGUUGACAUUUCAUUAAUGUAUUCCCUCUCCUUCAGGAACACUCACGCUGCUACAGCAACUGCUCCUUCACCUACACAGAGAACAAUCGGACACUGACCUUUGACCUCAGCCCCAUGAACGAUGUGGCCUCCCUGAUCAUCGGGCCGAGCUUCACCUCUAAAGGAACAAAAUACCUUCACAUGUUCAACAUCAGUCUGUGUGGCCAUGAGGUAGGUCACACUUUCUUUAUAUUGUUUGUUUUUGCCUUUUCAGCAAAGUUCAUGAGGUCUCUGUCUAACUCUAAUUUUGUAGACAUAUCCUUCUUACUCUGUUUUUAAACUAGAUACCUUAUUCUUGGCCAGGCCUUAUUCCAAUAUCCUUGUAAAAAUUCCAUACCCUGUUUUAAGAUACAGUAUAUUCACAAUGCAAGAAAAUGAUUGAUAUUUUAGCUUGCCUGUCACCACAGUGUGAUAAAACAACAACAAAAGCUGCUGGGAAACCUGAAGCGUAACCAUAGCAACUGACAGAUUAUUUGCAUGUGCUGUCACAGGGGAGGAGAGCUGCUGUCUGCACAGAUAAUGUCACUGAUGUGUCCAACAAAGACGACCAGAGCGACUUGGCUAAGUUUGUCAACUCAGUCGACAGCUUCAUCUGUCAAUCAACCAUCAUCCCUGCAGAUGGGCGGGGCUUCAGGAUGGCCAUUUCCUCCCAGUCCAUCAGCCUUGCAGAAACUUUCAUUGGUGCGAAGCCUGUCAAAUCACUGCAUGCUUCUCUCUAAUAAUUAGCGACUAUUGCGAGCUCUAAUCUGUGUGUUUUUCUUCAGGAGCCACAGUGGACAGCGUGCUGGACGGGGUGAACGCUAAACCAGAUCUUUUCCCUGAAAACUCAAAAGAUGUUGCAGAUAUCAACUUCUUCUACAGGUACUACAGGAAUCACAGUAUGUUUUUGCUUUUUUGUGUGUUCACAUUUUAACAGUGACAUUAUUUCUUAACAGGUCGAUGCAGCCGACAGCCUCCUGUGAUCAGGGUCGGAGUUCAGUCAUCACUGUGCGGUGCAACCCUGAGAAAUCUGAGCGAGGAGAGGUCUCCGUACCCAGGUAGAAGAUGGUUCACUGAGGCUGUGUGUGAGGCUGUGCUUUAUUUACAGAUGGAACUGUUGCUUAAUAACUUCUAUUUUUAUAUAAACUUUAGAAUGAAAGUAUAAUGUCUAAAAGUAUAUAAUUAAAAGACUGAAGUAGAACAUGUAAGAGGGUGUAAAAUAUGUGUGUGUUGCAGUUCCUGUCCGGCAGGGACAUGUGAUGGAUGCACCUUUCACUUCCUGUGGGAGAGCUCCAGCGCCUGCCCUCGCUGCUCUGAGGAGGAUUACCACCAGAUAGACGGAGCAUGCAAGGGAGGAGUCCAGGUAACACACAUGAACACACACUAGCCUACACACCAACGUACAAAGUAAAUAUCUGAUGUUUCCUGCACAUUCUAUUCUGUAUUUUAUUCCCUUCAAAAAAUAAAGAUUAGAUAACAUGAAGGCAUUAAUAAAAUGUGAUGGUAUGUCUCACUGUAAAAAUAGUCAUCUUGUUUUAGCUUACCCAGAUCAUCAUCAUCACCACUUUUUGCCCCAUUUCACUAGAAAAAUUAAGCACUAAAUCCAGACUUGUAGUUACAAACCUAAAUCUCUGCAUUCUGAAGAAAAAGAAAAACUGAUCCUCUGUCCUCCUCCAGGAAACUCUGUAUGUCUGGAACGAGCCAAAGCUCUGCACCAAAGGUGUGUCACUGCCUCCCAGAAGCUCCUCUCCGUGCGAGGCUGUCGCUCUGUGGCUGAAGGUCGGAGUCGGAGGUGGAGCUUUCAUGGCAGUGCUGCUCAUCUCUCUCACCUGCUAUUUCUGGAAGAAAAAUCAGAGGUCAGAGGCGCCUGAUUAUCUGACACCACAAACUAUCUCAGUCAUAGUCACCUUUAGGUAUUAACUCAGUCUGGCAACACUGAAGUAGACUGUGAAAUAAGGAUGUGAUGUUACUCAUGUGAUUGUGGGAAUGGCACAUGUUAAGUGUGAAAUUGAUGCAGUCUGAGUUGCCUGCCUGGACUGGUUAGCAGGAGCCACUCCGCUAAAGCGAGAACUAGCAGAAGCUGUUAGCCACAGAGAGAAAAAGAGAGAAAAAGAAGUCUGUGUUUAUGUUUUGAAUUAACUUUAACUGAAGACAAACCCAAGAAAACCCAUUAAUUUUCCUUUCUUCUGUUUAGGCUUGAGUAUAAGUACUCUCGUCUUGUGAUGUCUGCCAACAAAGAGUGUGAGCUGCCAGCACCAGACAGUUGUGCCCUGGCUGAAGGGGAGGAGCCUGAAGAUGACAUUGUCUACACCAAGAAACCCUCCCUGCUGGGGAAACUGAGGGCUAUCGCUAACAAGGUGUGUUAGACUGACUGUAUAGUGCAUGCCUUCGCUUUCAGCGGCACGUCAGCCAGUGUGCUGCAAAAUAUUCUCAUUUGAACUUUUUUCAAGGCUUUGUCCAUACAACUAGACAUGAUCUUUUUUGGAAGAACCCAUCAAACGAUGAACGCUUUUGACAAAAGGGGUUAAAUACAGCAGUCGAGAGAGUUUUAAAGUUUUAUGGAUUCUUUUUCUCUGGGAACAAUGGCUGUCUGAAAAUUUCAAAACAGUGAAUUUACUGCUUGUCAGAAUGUCACAGCAAACAAAGUGAUCAAACAAUAGACCAUUUUGCCAUCAGCCAUGCAAAAAAAGGACCAGGCAACUAAUCUCCAUGGUUACAACUGUCAAUUCAAAGAUUUUUGAUGCGUAAAUUUGUUCUUUAUGACACCUCAAAUUUGUGUUUUAUCUCCCAGCAGGAGGAUGGUGAAAGCAGUGAGUCAGUGCAGCUGAACUCAUCUCAGUCUGAUCGAUGGGUCCUUGGAUAAACUCAUGUCAGGGGGACGGAGACAGAGAAAGAAAGCGGGACAGCAACAGUGACCGCUUGGCUGUCCUCCUCUACAUGUGUCUUUACCCCUUUAUUGUCGGGGGGACACCACAACAGAGCCCAGUUUUCACUGGAAAUUGGGACGCUGGCAGAAACUGGACAAAAGCUUUUGCUCUGGUAGAAAACACAGGAAAUACUCUGCUGCUUUAACGCCAUGGAUGCUUCAGGGCAGCAAGUGAAAGAGAGACAGGCUUGUAAUGUUUUUUUUGUAUGUUUUGUAUUUUAUUUGGUAUUUUUCUGUUCAAAGUCAUGUAUUUAUAUUACUGUUAUAAUGAUGACACUUUAUUAAAGUCCAAUUUGACUUUGGAAUUUUUUCAUUCAUGUGUUGCAUUACCGCACAGGUUCAUGUGUCAUAAGUCAAUAUUUUAAAAAGAUAAUUGACUCAAAGUGAUUUUAAUGAUAAUUUAUAAUUUCUUUUCUUGGGAAAUACCAAAAGCAUGUUGUCUUAGCUUUUAUUGUUGGUUCCUUUGGGGUUUGAGUGUUCUUUGAAAAGAAAAAAGAUAAUAUUGAAGUCUCUGUUACAUCUCUGGGUGAGUGUGAUGGCUGUGAAGACAAUACAUGCAAAUGUAUUUAUAAUCGGGAGUUGUCAUAAAUUGCAGUCCUUUUAUGCAUACAAAGAGGAACUAAGUAUGGUGGCCCUGAAGGUCAUGACUGCAUAAAAUGUCUCAGUGGAUGCAAAAAAUAUUUUUAAAAAACACACAUAAAACAAAAUUCCUCAUAAGUAAAACAUUUAAAAAUAUGAAAAUUAUUACAAGAGAGCAAAAACAUUUCACAAAAUGACUUUUUUGGGGUGGGAUGAGGGGGUCAUUUUGAAAAUAUUUAAGAAAUAUUUGGGGGUUUUACCAAAUAUUUUUACAAUUUGUGAAAUGUUUUUAUGUUAAAUGACAAAAUUUUUGUUCUGUAAUAAUUUGUGGUUGUAUCUGGAAAUACUUCAUUAUUUAUUGACAACUUAGAAGGUUUGAUAAAACAUUUUUCCACUUUGUGAAA
Messenger RNA from Xyrichtys novacula (pearly razorfish), 12871 nucleotides. NCBI's taxonomy places the organism in Eukaryota, Metazoa, Chordata, Actinopteri, Labriformes, Labridae. The record is from the annotation of a GenBank genome assembly.